Messenger RNA from Cyphellophora europaea CBS 101466, 1083 nucleotides. RefSeq names its product fructose-bisphosphate aldolase 1. The transcript is spliced from 5 exons. The record is from RefSeq and is a predicted model, not a curated record. Gene Ontology annotation, cellular component: cytosol. Gene Ontology annotation, biological process: gluconeogenesis; glycolytic process. NCBI's taxonomy places the organism in Eukaryota, Fungi, Ascomycota, Eurotiomycetes, Chaetothyriales, Cyphellophoraceae. Gene Ontology annotation, molecular function: fructose-bisphosphate aldolase activity; zinc ion binding. The coding region runs from base 1 to 1083 and encodes 360 amino acids.
AUGGGUGUCAAAGAUGUCUUGUCUCGCAAGGAGGGCGUCAUCGUAGGUGACGAUGUGCUUGCUCUCUUCAAGUACGCUCAGGAGAAGAACUUUGCCAUUCCCGCCAUUAAUGUUACCUCAUCCUCAACCGUGGUCGCAGCGCUCGAGGCUGCUCGUGACAAGAAGUCUCCAAUUAUCCUGCAGGCUUCUCAGGGAGGCGCAGCUUACUUUGCUGGCAAGGGCGUCAAGAAUGACCAGCAGCAAGCUUCGAUCGCGGGUGCUGUCGCUGCCGCUCACUACAUCCGAUCGGUGGCUCCCAUCUACGGCAUUCCCGUUGUCCUCCACACCGACCACUGCGCGAAGAAGCUUCUGCCCUGGCUCGAUGGUAUGAUGGACGCCGAUGAGGCCUACUUCAAGGAGCACAAUGAGCCUCUGUUCUCAUCCCAUAUGAUCGAUCUGUCUGAAGAGGAGGUGGCCUGGAACAUUGAGACCACUGCCAAGUACCUCAAGCGGGCUGCUCCCAUGAAGCAGUGGCUGGAGAUGGAAAUCGGUAUCACUGGUGGCGAAGAGGACGGUGUCAACAAUGAAGAUGUGGACAACAACUCUCUCUACACUCAGCCCGAAGAUAUCCACCAGAUCUGGACCACCCUGUCUAAGAUCAGCCCCUACUUCUCCAUUGCCGCUGGCUUCGGUAACGUACACGGCGUCUACAAGCCCGGUAACGUCAAGCUGCAUCCCGAGCUGCUCGAGAAGCACCAGAAGUACGUGCAGGAGAAGGAGAGCACCAAGACCAACAAGCCUGUCUUCCUAGUCUUCCACGGCGGCAGCGGUAGCUCCAAGAAGGAAUAUCUUGAUGCCAUCAGCUACGGUGUCGUGAAGGUCAACCUCGAUACUGAUCUGCAGUACGCCUACCUGACUGGUAUCCGUGACUACAUGCAGAACAAGAAGGACUAUGUCCAGAAGGCUGUUGGCAACCCCGAAGGCGAGGACAAGCCAAACAAGAAAUACUUCGAUCCCCGUGUGUGGGUGCGCGAGGGUGAGAAGACCAUGAGCGCCCGUGUUCAAGAGGGCCUGGAGGACUUCAACACUGCCGGCCAGCUGUAA